GUAUAUAUUUAAACGCACAUCGAUGAUGAUACACAAAGAAGUUACAGUAGUUUGAAUUUUAUCAUUGUUACCACACCAUUGCAGUUAAAUUUCAUAAGUUACUGUCAGGUAUUAGUUUGUAUUAAGAAUUUUAUCAUUGUUACCACACUAUUGCAGUUAAAUUUCAUAAGUUACUGUCAGGUAUUAGUUUGUAAUAAGAAGUAUCGUAAAUUUGAUGUUUACAAUGAUAUAUGUAUUUAAUCGAAAAAUGAUUUAUAAUCACAUGUAUAAUAAAUCAUAAAAAGUAUAUUAAUUCAUAAUUUAAAAUUGAAUUAAAUUACCAUUGAAAUUAUUAUUGCAUUUAGAAUAGUUAUAUUUUAAUAUGUAAGUAUACGUAGUACAAUAAAGUAUUGACUUCUAAAUUGUAAGGCACAAUUAUAAUAUAUAUGUUUAAUUAAAUACAGUGAAAUAAGGUGAAAUACAGUAAAAUAAUAAUAUAUAUGUUUAAUUAAAUACAGUGAAUUAAAUAUUUAAUUAAAUACAGUUUUUAAAUAAGGCAAUAACGAUGACAUCAAUGUUUGAUCAGUAUGAACAAGCAUCUCAAAGAUCAAAACAAUUAUAUGCACCACCAAUUCGUCCAGAUAUUAGUACUGCUGGAUUUAUUCAAAUGAAAUUUCAAGAUGAUGGGCCAAUUUUUAUUAAACAGAAAGUUAAUUUUUUACCACCGGACAAAAUUUUACAUCUUGUUGUUAAUAAUAAUAUCAUUGUUAUUGCCAUGGCUAAUAAUCUUCUUUUACGUAUCGAUAUGAAACAUCCAGAUUCACCUGAAGAGAUCGAUAUAUCUAAAUAUGGAAUGAACAUGAAAAUGUCAGGAAUGUUUCUUGAUCCUCUAGGUAAUCAUUUGUUAAUAGCUUUGAUUUCAAAAUCUCAAGAACCUCCCAAUUCUCCCCCUGAAUUAUAUUAUUUACACAGAAAAACAACAAAAUUAAAACAGGCAAGUAAAUUCAAAGGACAUGAAAUUACUGCUGUUGGAUGGAAUUAUUCAAACUCUUCAGAAACUACUACAGGUCCAAUUCUCUUAGGGACAUCAAAAGGUCUUAUUUUUGAAACAGAAAUUGGUUUAGAUGGUGAUAAAAUAUUUAAUACAAGCUUGGAACAAUAUUGGCGUCAGGUAUUUGAUAUAGGGAAAGAUAGUAAACCACCAAUUACUGGAUUAGAGUUUCAUAAGAUACCAAGUACUGAUAAAUAUGUGAUUAUUGUUACUACUCUUAUGCGAAUUUAUCAAUAUAUUGGAGCAGUGCAAAAUCCAGAUGAAAAACCUUUAUUGCAGCAAAUUUUUAAUAAAUAUUUGAAUGUACAAGAAAGCUUCAAUGAAGUGAUAAAUCAUUUGCCUUAUUCUAAAAUUCAAUUUUAUUAUCCGUCACUUGGUAUUUUACCAAAAUCAUUUGGUUGGUUAACUGAAACUGGUAUAUUAUAUGCUCAGAUUGAUCCAAAAAUAGAUCCAAAAAGUGUAUUAACAAAUCAGCAGAUGUUAACUUGCCCUGAGGCGAGUUUAAUGGGAAUCAAUAUCUCACAAACAAGUACUGCACCAUUAUCAUUUGUCUUAACAGAAUUUCAUGCUUUAUUACUCUAUACAGAUCGUGUAAAAGGCAUGUCGCUUUUGAAUCAGGAUUUGAUAUUUGAAGACAUUUAUAAUGAUGCAGUGGGAAAAUUGCUUAAUAUUACCAAGGAUUAUGUAACACGUUCCAUAUGGGCUUAUAGUGAAAAAGCAGUAUUUAAAUAUAAAGUUAAUAAGGAAGAUAGAAAUGUUUGGCAGAUCUAUGUUGAUAAAGGUGAAUUUGAACUUGCAAAACAAUAUUGUAAAGAUAAUCCAGCACAUAUAGACCAAGUGCUUGUAAGACAAGCAGAAAUGCUUUUCAAAAAUAAGGAAUAUGAGGAAAGUGCUCUCAUCUAUGCAGAUACUCAUUCAUCAUUUGAAGAAAUUUCUUUAAAAUUUUUACAGGAAUGGCAAAUAGAAGCAUUAAAAACAUUUCUUAAAAAGAAACUUGAAGGAUUAAAAACACAAGAUAAAACGCAAAUAACUAUGAUUGUUGUAUGGGUAAUUGAAUUAUUUAUGAAUCAAAUGGGUGUAUUACGAAGUAAUAAUACAUCAUAUUUACACGAUUCACAAUAUCUAGAAUUACAAAAACAAUUUGAUAGUUUCCUUGCAAUACCAAAAGUUGAGGAAUGCAUAAAAAGAAAUCGCAGCACUAUAUAUGAUUUAAUGGCAACUCAUGGUGAUAAAGACAAUCUUAUUCGUUUAACUAUUAUGCAUUGUAAUUAUGAAGAAGUAAUACGUCAGCAUUUAUAUAAAAAUAAUUAUUUAGAAGCUCUUGAAGUUCUAAAAAGCCAAAAUAAUAAAGAGUUGUUUUAUCACUUUGCUGGUAUUCUUCUACAAGAACUACCGCGCCCUACAAUGACUGCUUUAAUAUCACAAGGUUCUUUAUUAAAGCCAUCUAAGCUCCUUCCAGCUUUAGUAUCUUGUAAUACUGACGAAAAACAUGCAAAAGAAGUAAUCAGGUAUUUAGAAUUCUGCGUUUAUAAACAAAGCUGUCAAGAACAGGCAAUCCAUAAUUUUCUAUUGUCUUUAUAUGCGCGUUAUAAACGGGAUGAAGUAAUGCGUUAUAUUAGCUCUCAAGGGCAAGAUAUAAAUAUGGUACAUUACGAUGUGCAUUAUGCAUUACGAUUAUGCCAAGAAGUUGGCUUAACAGAAGCUUGUGUACAGUUAUCUGCUUUACUUGGAUUAUGGACAACAGCAGUUGAUUUAGCUUUAACAAUUAAUGUUGAUCUUGCUAAACAAAUAGCUGCUAUGCCCUCUGAUCAUGAUGAUGAAUUAAGAAAAAAGUUGUGGUUAAAAAUCGCUGAACAUGUGGUUCGAGAAAAAGAUGACAUUCAACAAGCAAUGGAAUUUUUGCAACAUUGCGAUAUAGUUAGAAUAGAGGAUAUAUUACCUUUUUUUUCAGAUUUUGUUACUAUAGAUCACUUCAAAGAUGCCAUCUGCAAUUCAUUACAGGUGCACAUUUGUCAAUACGAAAGACACAUGCAAUACUUGUAGCGUUCAGUUACUAUUACGACCUUUCUACGUAUUUUCGUGUGGACACAGAUUCCAUAGUGAUUGUCUUGUAGCUGCGUUAACACCUAUGUUGUCAAUGGAUCAGAGAACAAAGCUAGCUGAUCUUCAACGACAACUUACUGCUCUUUCAAGUAGACCUGAAGAUACUAGAUCAGUUGGAUCUGUAACUUUAUCUACAAAAGAUCAAAUUAAGGCUGAUAUUGAUGACUUAAUAGCUUCUGAAUGUUUAUAUUGUGGAGAAUUAAUGAUAGAGUGAGUUUAAAUUUUUUUAAUUUAUGUUCUAGUUUAUGUGAUAUAUAUAAACUAAAAUAAUGAAUUUUUUUUGUAUUGCAGGUCGAUAGAUAAACCAUUUAUUGAAGAAGAAGAUUAUGAGAGAGUAAUGAAAGAAUGGAUA
Messenger RNA from Heterotrigona itama, 3485 nucleotides. The record is from the annotation of a GenBank genome assembly. Lineage: Eukaryota; Metazoa; Arthropoda; Insecta; Hymenoptera; Apidae.